GGCGGCUGCGCGCGCGCACUGUUCGCCUCACAGCGCACCGACGCGCACGACACGCGCACCGCCACGCAUGAAGACCGAGGAACAAACGACCGAGGAGGCAGCGCGCCGGGCGCCCGCCACGCGCCGCCAGGAAAAACCACCCUUCUCCUACAUCGCACUCAUCGUCAUGGCGAUACGGCACUCGCCCAACAAGCGGCUCACCUUAAGCGAGAUAUACGCUUUCCUACAACAACAGUUCCCCUUCUUCCGUAGCUCCUACCAGGGUUGGAAGAACUCCGUGCGGCACAACUUAAGUCUGAAUGAAUGCUUUGUGAAAUUACCUAAAGGAUUAGGGCGUCCGGGGAAGGGUCACUACUGGACUAUAGAUCCUUCUUCGGAGUUCAUGUUUGAGGAAGGAUCGUUUCGACGGCGGCCGCGUGGUUUCCGACGCAAGUGUCAAGCGCUAAAACCUCAAUUCGGCAGCGGUGGCUACCUGUGCGGAGGCGGCGUGCCGGCGCUGCCACCUUCGCAGCCGACGGGCUACGAGCUGGCGGGUGGCAGCAGCUCUGCAGCGGGCGGCGGCCCAUCUAUAGACUAUGGGGCGUGCGCGUACUCGCACUCGAGCUCGACGGGUCAGCAGCUGGGUUACAGCAGCGACUACUGCGCGUACGGCGCGAUGGGUGAACGCGAAUGGCCGCUGGCGUACGGCGCUGUGGAGACGGGCUAUCGACCGCCACCCACAUCGCCGCCACCGCAUCACGACCUGCCCGAGCUCAUUCCCAACUACCAGUAUGCCGUUGCCAAUGACCAUGGUUCGGCCUCUAUGUUCGCGGGCAUGCGUGGCGUGCACGGACAGAUGCUGUCGGGCAGCUCUUCCAUCUCCAGUCUGGGGGGCUUCGGGCUGUCGUCGCCGCUGCCGACGCUGCCGCCCGACCGCAAGGUGUACUCCACUCCGCCGCCGACGCCGCUGCCUGCGCUGCCGUCCCCGGCCUCCAUCGCGCCCACGCCCGCACCCCCGUCCACCUCCACCACGGUACAUUACUAUAACUAAAUUAGAGCGGAAGACUCGCGUGGAAAUAGAUUGUCCAAAGUACUUAUAUUACUUAAAUUAAGUAAAAGUCACAAACAUCAUUACAAUUAUAGCCGGGUUUAACGGCCGAAUGAAAGUUUGUGUUUAAGACGGUUGCCUGUUGAAUAUUAGUUACUUAAAUUAUCCGCAACAUUAUUUUCUUUAGGAAACUUAAAAUUAUGAUUUGUUUGGGGAAAACAUGAUUUGAAACAAUAUUUUUUUAUAAUUUCAAUUGCAUGUUGCCAACCAAGUUAAAUUACUUUAAAUAAACUAGUUAUUCACAUUGCAUUAUAAAAUCCAAUUAGUUGUAAUUAAAAAAUAUUAAAGGAAACAUAAUUAAGGUUUCUAUCUAUACUCGCCUUUCCAAAGAACUUAGGAUUAGCUUUGUUUCUUUUGUAUAAGUUGUAACUUUUAAGUAAAACAAUUUGAUAUGCAAGGUCUACAUUUCUAUUAUGCGUCUUACUAGAAAUAAUUUUCUUGCUCUUUGCAAAAUGCUUAUUUUUCUUUGUUCAAUGACAAUUCUACCCAUUGGAAAUUACCACAAGCCUCGAAUUUUAUUAUAAAUAUAAACUGAGAUUAUCGAAGACUAAUUCAAAAUGUUAAUAUAAUCCACAUGUUUUUGUACUAUGGAACCAUACAAUAAGACCGACAAAUUAAAAAGUUAAGUACUUAAUUCGUUUGUGUUUUUUAUAUACUAAUGAAUCUCAUUACAUGCAGCAUAAUAAUAUUAUUAUGCUUAGUAUUAAUAUUAUUUCCAUUGAUAUUCUCGAUGUGUUGAUAAAUCUACGGCAAAAGAUUCGGUUCAGGAUUAUUUAGAACGGAUUUUCAUUUGAUUGAAAAUCAAUUAACAAAACCGUAUUACCAUUAUUAAGAUAUUAGAUAAGAAAUAAAAUUAGAUCUUAAAUUGUCUCGCCUUCAUUAUAUAAUUAUAUUGACAUAUUUUAAAAAAAUAUUAUAUUAUGAAUAUAUAUUCCUCAUGCCAAAGAUAAAUCCAAAGCAUGAAACAAUAAAAGAGAGCCUCUAAUGGAAUAAGUAACUAGUGUUAGAUUUAUGCCACGAUGGAGGAAAGUGACCAUUAUUGUAUUAUCCUCUUUCACCUAAAUAUUGUUUAAAAACAAUAAAAAUAUUAUGUGUGGUGAAUGUGCGUCCACAUCAUUAUUGCUUUAAAUGUGCACAUUGGUUCAUACGCACCACAAAUCAAAGGCGGUGUAAAUUCUUAGACUUAUGUUUAACCAUGUUUUAUUCUGCUAUACCGCUUAGUUAUAUUUAAGUAGAAUUAGCGGGUACUCUGCUUUGAAAAGAAGCAAAGUUCAAUUUACUCACCUAUUUGGGAAUUGGUUAAUUGUCUGUGGUCACCUUUGUAAGGUAGUCAGUGUUUUUUUUCAAAUGUUUAAAAAAAAUCUAUGUAUUUCACAAGACAUAAGUCAUGAGUUUGUGUUAUUACAUAGAGUCAGUGGGUGGACUAAGUUAGAUAAUCAGUUUUAUUUAUUAUGGGUUCGCAAAUACAUGUUUUUAUUACUAACAUAUACCUAGUCUUGCCAUAAAUAUUGUAAUAAAGAAAAAAGAAAAUUGUUAACUGCAAAUAACAUUUAUUACUUUUACAGUGUGUCAGUUUAAUACAUAAAUA
Molecule: messenger RNA, 2675 nt
Organism: Manduca sexta (tobacco hornworm)
Lineage: Eukaryota; Metazoa; Arthropoda; Insecta; Lepidoptera; Sphingidae
Product: forkhead box protein F2
Exons: 2
Coding region: 68-1030 (320 amino acids)
Biological process (GO): animal organ morphogenesis; regulation of transcription by RNA polymerase II
Cellular component (GO): nucleus
Molecular function (GO): DNA-binding transcription factor activity, RNA polymerase II-specific; RNA polymerase II cis-regulatory region sequence-specific DNA binding
Source: RefSeq, a predicted model, not a curated record